AUGGUUGUUUUAAGAGAUGGAAGAACUCUGAUAGGAUAUCUGAGAUCUAUAGAUCAAUUUGGUGAGUAAACAGACUGCUUGCAGCCCCCCUAUUUUUCUGUAAGAUAGUCAGGAAUGAGUGCUACAGGCAGCGAUCUUGGCUGAUUCUAGCUUGAAGAUGACUAUCUUAUCUACAUAGGGGGUGGGGGUCGGUAUGGGAGGAGGAAAAAAAUAAAGGGACGUCCACCACUGCACAAUACAAGCAUUUUAUAGAAAUGACAACUUGUCCAUGACUUGUUAGAAACUUUAUUCAAAUUAACAUCGAUUAUCUACCAACCAAUCAGAUCCCUACUAAUGCUGGAACAACGCACUCCUUGAACGUGAUCUGUAGUGAAAUUGUAACAGUCCCUCUAUUUUUCUCCCUUCCCCUCCCCACUGCCUUAAACAUUUGAUGCCUGCUCCCUUGUUACAUUGGAAACAAAUUACAAAAUGACUGUCUAGUGUUUGCUGUUAUUGUAACAUCCCAGUGAGUAUAAAGCACUCUAAAAAUUAAUGUUUUGAGCUCAGGAGUCAAUGCGUUAGGUAUCAUAUUGUUGUAAGUUGCCCAAACCCUUCCCCUCCAAAGAGGAAGAAGCUGGAAGCUCCUCAGACAUUAAUUUAUUCCUUGAUCAUAGCAAGAACUGGUAUCACUGAAUUACCCAGGCAGCAAACAAACAUCAAAUAAACAAAAAUAGCAGGGACACUUUCCCCUAACAUUGUUCUAACAGACAUUAUACUUGAAAGAAUAUAGGUAAAAAGAUCAAACAGUGUAGGUGCUGAUUGAAUUAUUUCUGGGAUAUUUCAGCCAACCUUUUGCUUCAAGAUACCAUAGAAAGAAUCCAUGUUGGAGACAAGUACGGUGACAUUCCCAGGGGAAUUUUCCUUAUCAGAGGAGAAAAUAUGGUUCUUGUUGGAGAAAUAGUGAGUAGUUUUUAACUUGUCUCAAAGAUACGUAAAUGUUCUCAUACCUGGGUAUACCUUUAGUUUCUGUUUUCAUUACUGCACAGUACAGUUUUGAAAAACGUGCCUCCCAUCAUACAUACCAGGGUCAUUCCAUGAUCAUGGACGUUACAUUUGCGUGAGUGUGGUUAGAGAAAAAUCAUUAGAACAGAUACAUAAUAACAACCAACCAUUCCCUUUCACUUUGUUUAUGACAGAUAGCUGCUAGUUGCAUGUUUAGUGAAAAACUCAUCAAAUUGAUGCAAAAAUUUAUAUUUCAAUAAAUUGAGCUGUCAUGGAUGUUACAACCAAAGAAACCAUGUUCUUAAGUGCAAAUGUUAAACAUUAAAUUCCUGUGAAUUCUGCAAGCAAAACUAAAAACAAAUGAUAUUGUCAUUUAGGUAAAUAGUGAUACUACAAUAAAAAAGUGAUAAAUAUUUCUUUUCUGAUGUGUGCCUUCUUUGCUUGAUGACAAAACACUGUCAUGGAUGUUACAUUCUGGAUCAUGGACGUUACAGUGUGGAAAAAAGAUAAAGAAGUCAGUGAUGUCAAAAAUGUAAAUUCCCUGUACCUUCUUUCUUUCCCACAAAUAUUAGUUUUGAAAUAGGCUUUAUCUUUCCCUUAAAUUUUCACCUUUUGGACAAAAAAUCAUAAGUCACCAAGUAGAUGUUUGUGACUCAUUUUUAAGCUGAUCUUCAUGUAUUUUUUUGUUCCAUAAUUUAAAAUUUCAAAGAAGCUGCUUGUAGAAAAGGUGUUUUUAAAAGAAAAGCCUGGUUUCAAGCUCUUUCUAAGCAUUACGAUGAAAAAUGGAUAUGUUUGAUACUUGGUGUAUUAAUAAUUAUUAUAAGCAUUAAUUAUCUUUCAGUUCCACAUUAUUCUCAAAUUUUAGAGAUUGUAAGCAAUUUAGAAGUUUCCACAGAGCUAUAUUGACAAUUUGAUAUGUUUACUUUAAAAGAUGAAGUAACUUAUACUUGGACAUUUUUGUUGACUAUUGUAGUUAUUAAUAAUGUCCUUAUAAUAAUUCACUAUUGUCUCCAAUAAGAUUCUAAGUGCUCUCUUUAGCUCCAUAAUAAUAUUCAGCAAUGCUAAAUAUACAUUAUUGUUGUUAUAUAACAAAUUAAUAUUAGAACCAGGCUUUUAGGCAAUUAUGAGUGAGCUUCCUGCAUUUAUUGUUGUCAUGAUGUAACGUCCAUGAAAGUAAUGUCCAUGAAGUAUGACAAAAUUUAACAUCAAAUUUUUUUGUGUCCUUUUGGAACUGAUUGGUUUUGUUGUCACAGAUGUAUGUUACUUGGUCAAAUAAAAAGGCAUCUUUGUUAUUUUUUGUAUCGGGCUUAGACAACAACUGUGAGAGAAAAAAAUUCCUUUAAAUUUCAUGGACGUUACGUAACGUCCAUGUCAAUAGUUUUGGCAGUUACUGAUUUCUCCAAAAAAAUGUAAGUUGAAAAUACUGUGGUUUUUAAUGGAGAGCUAUGGUUAAACUAAACAUUUCAUGUUGCAUUUGAUCUUCAUUGAACUCAGUUGUUUGAGUUAUGGUUAAAAGAUUAUUGCAUUCAUUAUUACCGGAAUAUGAGUCUUUUAGCAGUCUCUUACUUUGGGUACCCCCCUCAGUAUCAAAUGGUGGAUCUGCACUUAUGUCCUGAUGAUUUUCGAAACUUCAGUCCUUCUGCAUUUUGGCUAUGCUCUUAAAAUCCCAGAGUAGUUUAUUUCAAAAAUGGUCAUUUUUUCUUUUCUCAUGUGGAAUGGACCACCAACGUCUGUAAAAAUUUAUGCCUUUGUGGACCAUUAUUGGCAACUUAACUGAUUUUAACUUGUACUUUCCAGCAGUGUUGACAUGAUAGUUUUGAUUGCUGGUCCAUGUCAAAAGUUGAAAAAACAGUAGAAGAUCCAUUUGGGGAACUUAUAUUUGAAGGGUCUCAUAAAUGGAACUGGGGUUUCCUGGGCAUUUUGCAGUGUCCUCCCCAGACUUGCCUGCCCCCAAAGGCAAAAAAUGUGAGAUUCUGAACCAAGAGCUUGGAAAACUAGUGAGAAAUGGGUAAAAAGUCUUGAGAUGUCCCAAAUUUCUAAGUGGAAGGACUUCCAGCGGGGAUUGUGGGUAGUGGAAGUCACAUAUCACUUUAAAGCUAAAGCAAUGAACAUCACGAUUUUAUGAUUUAGGUUUUGAAAUUUCUAUGUUUCACUGCCGGCCAUCUUGAAAUGUAAUCAAACGCGACUGCUGAGCGUUUUCUUUGGAUGAUCAAUAUAUUGAUAGCUAAGUUGGAAACGAGCCCUAGAGCUCCAAAAUUUUUUCAGAGUUUGACUUUUCGAGAAAGCGUGAGAAAUCAGUUGCCAACUCGUGAGAGCGUGAGGUUGGUCAUGAAAUUGUGAGACUCAGGACUUUUGAGACUUAGCAAGUGUGCCUCCCUUAACAAAAAUAUAGUUAUGGCAAGACUGUAGGCCUAGCCUUUAGCAUGACCAAAACAUUUAAAGACAAGGCUAGAAUGAAAACAAGAAUGCAGUAUAUUCUAACAGUGUCUUUAUGAUAAGAAUAUGGCAUGAAAUGUUUAAAUUAACAUGGCUGGACCCAAGAGCUGACUCACCAGACCGUCUGGUUAAUUCUGCACAGGACAGCAUAAUUUUCUAUCAAUCUUUGAAGUGUAGGCCAUAUUUUCACAUUGCUGUCAUGAUGGCAACCAACAAAGUUUUUUCAUCACCUGUAAUUUCAGUGAGGUUUAACUUCUAGUCUUAAUUUACUGAAAGAAAAAUAUCAGUAUAUAGUAAACUUUUCUUCCAAAUUGCCUUUUGUUUCUGACGAUACAAGAGGAGAAUUAGACAUAAAAAUAAUAAUCAAGAGUCUCUGGGCCUUUUUUCAUACAACCCUUCAGUUUAAACGUGCAGUUAUUGAUUUGUUACAGUCAACUUUCUCUUAACAACGCAACUACUCUGUUAUUGGCUACUUCCCUUUUGUGAUCACUGUGACAGUAAGUCGACUCAUUCAACUUCUCUUAAAUAUUGUUACGCAACUUACUAGGAUAAGAUGGUGGAAUGAUGGUAUUCAUUAUCCGACCAUGUUCUUUAAUAAGACGAUUCUUCACGACAUAGUAAGAGCUUUAACCUUAAGUUCAUUUAACAUUUAAAAAAAGUGAAAAGUUACAUACUGCUGUAGCCACAAAUAGCAGGGCUAAUCUGUGUGGGUAGAGGAAAUCUGGUCCGUUGUAACAAAGGUAAUGCAGAUAUUUAAAGUACUUAAAUUUUCACUGAUGUAAACCAGGGUGCAAAGAAAAUCAUUUUUACAGCUUGCCAUGCGGACAAGCUGAAGCUAGCAUUUAUUUGCCCAGACGUCAUUUCAACUAGCCCCAAAAGCUUUUUGAUCAGCAGAAUUGAUUUUACAGUUCUUCUGUCUUUCGAAUUCCUUCAAAAAACAUCACUUGCCCGUCGGGCAAGUUAAAAACAGAAUUCUCAAGCCCGAUAGCAAAAUCCACUAGUGCUGGGCUAUCAGACACUUCUUUCUUUCUUUGAACGCUGUAAACAGAUUUUAGUUUCCAAGAAAUUGUAAUACUUUUCAAAGGCCUUAAAAGCGAUUUGUCUUCUUUAUCCGAUCUCCAUAAAAUCAAAGAUUUUCACCAACAAAUGACUUUGGGUGGAAGUUUGUCAAAAUGUCGUUUCAAGUAAAGUACCUUGACAAUGAUAAACAAAAAACUUUGUGAUCAGUUAAAGACGAAUUUUGCUCGAUCUAGAACUGCCAUUGAAAAUCCAACCAGGAGCUCAAAGUGCUUCUGUGAGAGUUUAAAAAUGUUAAAUGUUUGAAGUAAUGAUAAUAUUUCAAACCUUAUAGUUUCAAUAACCGUGAUAAAUGAGUGAUAAAUUCAAAAUGUCUCAAAGUACUCUAACAGUAAGUAACAGUAAUGUCAUGGCAUCGUCCUCGGGCACUUCAAGGUUCAAACUUCCAAAUUCUAAGCCGAACUUAGCCUACUAAAAGGCCAAAAAAUCUGCGUUACAAUGUUCUCUAUUUUGAGAUUGUACUUUUCAAGUAAUGCGCACCUCAUAGACUACAGACCUUCAUGGCUGAUACAUUUCAGUAGGGAGAUGACUAAAUGUAUCUAAGUUAACAUCCAGUUAUCACUACUUAGAAAUGAAAUGACUGAGAAUUUAAGGCAUACCAAGAACAUUACAGUAAGUAUGUUACAGAAAUAAAGUACACUGUAGUGCCAGUUAAGUAUAUACAAACACUGUAAAUAAGAUAGAUCUGUUUUAGCCCUUAAAUAGGGCCGUUUCGGUGAGUAUAAUACAGUCCUUUUUUCUAGUCAAAUUUGGCUCCCUUAAAUCGGGGCCAAUACAGUCCAAUUACCUAGGGCUGAUUUGAACCUAAGUGCUGAAGUAGGUCCCAGCGUGGGCUGGAAUAGCGUUUUGAACGAGCUGUUUUGGCCUAAAUUGUGCUCAAAUGGCUUCAGAAGGGGCUGUAUCAGACUUUGGCCUGCAAGGCUGAAUUGGCAAUUCAGGCUUUUGGAGGCUGAAACAAAUGUUUUUAAUUUUCAGUGUAUUUUACUAAAUAAAAAAUCGGUAUCAGUAUACGUUUCUGGCAAACUGCCCACCUACCCCUCCCCUAAGCCAACAUUUUGCCCUAAGUGAGAAGUAACUGUUAAUGUUGGCUUAGGGGAGGUGUAGGUGGGAAGUUUCCCAGAAACAUAUAAUGAUCCAAAAAAUCUUUGAAGUGUGAUAGGUGCUUAGUUGGCCGCAGAGAUGAUAUUCCAUAUCUCGGCUCCAAAUCUGGUGAAAGAUCUAAUUUGUUGAUCCGAGCUUGAAAUAUACUGAUGUAGAAAUUAACUGAACUAGAAGACCUGGUUUUAUAUCCAAAAAAUGAAUUAAAUAACCCUUUAUAUGGCAGUUAAAUCUAAUCUCCUGUUCACAACAAAGCAUAUCUGGGCAGUGGUCUCAAUAAUUUGGUUUAGCAAUGUGGAUUGUCUAAAAAAACGUAAUUAUCAAUGACAUUAUUCUUUAAACGACCACCUGUAUAGAUCUAAUGUUAGCCCGUUCAAGGUUUGUACAAGGUACUUAUAUCAACUGACAUUGUAAAGUCAACAAUCAAACUCGCACAACUAAAGGUCAUCUGCAACUAGGGGUAACACUAAAAUUAUAGCAAGAAUUACACUUCACAUCAACAUAUCAGUCUUCAUCUCCACUUUCGCCUACAGCGCUGAUUUCUCCUUGAUGGUUAGCAGGCCGAUCACACACCAUUACCUUGUUCAAAGGAAUAUGGAAUGCAAAGGCCACGUGGUCCCACCUACGAUAUCGCGGAUAAUCUUGCCCAUGGGCUUGAAGGCGGACAAUCGUGCCUCCGGUUGUUUGGGGCCACCAAAACCAAUUUCCAUUAACAUCACGCGUAACAGCAGCUACGCUGUUGAAAUCUUCCUCUGGCGAUAACACAUCGGGAUAGCCUGCAAACUUCGCAGCGCCGUCUGCUUCGCUACAUACAAGGACGGCAUGCAUCACCUCCUUCUUGUAACAAAACGUUCCCAAUAUUUUGUAACGAGGGUCGCCAUCAAUAAGUUGGCGGUAAUGCUGAAUUAAUUGGUUUAUUCCAUACAGAAAAAAGCGUUCCCCAUACCUAUCAGGAUCAGGCAGGAACGCAUCCGAAGUUGCGAAUUGGUUUUUUAAAGCAUCUAGGUCAUCAUCCUCUUCACGAGUGAAAGGUUUUAUAACUUCUCCGAGAUGCUCUCGUAGGUUGUUUUUUACCUCCUCAUUAAAUACAGGAAUCCACCAAGAGAGGUUUGCUUUCACGUCGUUGUGUUCGUCGUCUUCGUUGAUUUUCUUCAGCCUACCUCUGAAGCCAUGAUCAUUAACGAUCUGGACGGCAGCUUCCGGUUCUGUAAAGUGGGCAAGAACAGUGAUUUGUAAGGGCCAACCUUGAUUUUUGGCGUCUUGUAAUUUCUGCCAGCGCUCUUGAUUAUCCUGUAAGUGUUGAUUACCCAUGUGAUCCAUGGGAUGGUUGAAAAUACACUCAUAGUCGGAGAUGUAAUCGUAUUCAUGUCUACCACCAAACAUACUGUUCCAUUCAGUGUUCCAAUCGUUUUGCCUGACGUGCCUCCGUGGACAGAUUUUCUCAACUACGCCUUCUUUUUUGGCUAUUCCCUUCAGCCAGUUUAUCUCGUCCUGCUGAGCCAUCUCAAGUUUUUACUCUGUGGGAAGUAAGCGGAAGGUAUUGGAUUCUGCGAUUGCCACGAUUCUUAAAAACGAAACCUUAAGCGGAACAAGGUUUUGUGACGUUAGGAAUAAUCGCGAGUUUGAUUGGCGACCUGGGCAAACAAAAAAAAAAACAGAACAAAGCGAAACAAAUGCAACUUUGAAUUAAAUUCUGUUUAAUAAUUACGACAGUUGUAGUUCUUGCGAUGGAGUUUUUUUUAUUGACUUUUACCCACUAACUUCCUUUAAUUUAAUUGGCCAGUUUCGAACUACUGAAAAUCUUACUUGGCUGUGAGGAUGAGGGGUUUAAAACAAAAGAUAAGAUGACAAUGAGAUUCGAGAAAGAAUAAAUUAAUUCCUUUUGUUUAUUCUGCUCAACCUCGUCUCCUUAAGUAUGAAUUGUGAUACAUCGAAACUGGGCAAUUCCAGAGACAACAUACGUGAACAACUUUCAUGAUAACCAGCCGUUAAAAGCCUCUUAAAAUUAAGUAUUUGAAAUAUUUUACUGUGUCUGACAUAUACCUUUGUACUCUAUUCAAAGUGUUUUUUUUUGUUGUAGCACUAAAAUGAGACUUUUCGUUGACUGCUUAAGGGAGUUAUAAGUUAUUGAUUGUUUGAAAAAUGUGAUCAAUCGUUAUAUAUGAUUCGUUAUGCACCCAAAACGGGAAAGGAUUUUCCUUACGGGAUAAGCUCAAAAAGACUUGCAGAUUUUAUUGUUAUAUUUUUAUAGAUUUUUCUAAAAGGGUCCUUUCGUUUCUGAUAAAACAAGAAAGGAAUGUGACAUAACAUCAAGAGUCUCUAAGGGCUUCUUUUCCAUACACCCUUUUAACUAAAAAAAAAUGCAGUGGCCAACUUAUUAUAGAAAUUUUUUGUUUGAUUUUGAAAAAGGAUGAAGAAAGGGAGGCCCACUCAAAGCUUCAAGAAGUGUCAGUGGCUACAAUUUUAGAAGCUCAGAGAGAGGAGCAGUUAGCCAAAGAAGAGGAAGAGAAAGCAAAGAUGAAAGCAAGGCUGAAGCAAGGACUUCCUGUGAAUGCACCAGACUCUUAUUUAAACAGUGAUGAUGUGUUUGGUUAAGUACCUUGAAAAAGAGUUUAAAAAAAUGAGCUGGCGACACUUAAAGCUCAGACUCAAAAUUGGAAUAAAAAAUUGGCGGCUCGAAGUAUUAGCGAAAUCUUACAAGGAAGGGUAUUCCGAGCCUGCAGUUUACUUCAAAUGUUGCUUGGCGACCGGUAAUGUUACAAAUGCUCUUCAGAAAGCAUAAUUCCAUUUUAAGAACAAAUAUCAUAUAAUGAUAUAUAAUAAAUGCUGUUUAUAAUGA
Messenger RNA from Porites evermanni, 8431 nucleotides. NCBI's taxonomy places the organism in Eukaryota, Metazoa, Cnidaria, Anthozoa, Scleractinia, Poritidae. The record is from the annotation of a GenBank genome assembly.